AUCUUGUUGAGCGACAAUUAACUAUGAAACAACUGAGACAAGAAGUUCAACAAAUAACUGGUCAAAAUGGUGCUCGAUUCUUAACUGUUGCAAAUAGAGCGCAGAGAUUAUUGUCUGUGCUUGGAGAAUUUCCAAUUCCUCAAUUUAGAUAUAUUACCCCUAAUUGGUUAUAUCAUUUAACUAGUGUAGACUUUGAUUAUUUUAUUCGAAAAUGUAGAGAACAACUUUCUCAAACUAUGGAGCAUUUCGCAGGAGCUCAAUACUAA
Molecule: messenger RNA, 266 nt
Organism: Dentiscutata erythropus
Lineage: Eukaryota; Fungi; Glomeromycota; Glomeromycetes; Diversisporales; Gigasporaceae
Source: the annotation of a GenBank genome assembly